UAAUUUAAUUUCCAAACAAACGAGCACUGAGGCUGAGGCUCUCUACUCUCAUGAUCUCAUCCACCAUCGGCGUCCAGACUCCAGAGAGUAGAGAUAAAUGAACACCGUAUGCAUAUGCAACGCUUCUACCAGCGCCUUCCCUACCCUUCCACUUCUUCCUUCCCUCUUCUUCCGCCCUCACACCGAUCACCUUCAAUCCCUCAAAUCCAACUUCUCAUUUCGACCCAUCUCCUUCAAAUGGCCCAUCAUCACAGCCUGCGCCUCUGCCUCCGAAAUCGACAUGUUCAAGACCAAGCAAGGCGUCUACGCUCCUAAGAAGAAGAAGGUAGUUAUCCUCUGGGACCUCGAUAACAAACCCCCUCGUGGUCCUCCUUACGAGGCCGCCAUGGCGCUCAAGCAGGUAGCCCAGCACUUCGGCGAAGUGGUCGAUGCCUCCGCCUACGCAAACCGCCACGCCUUUAUCCACUUACCCCAAUGGGUUAUGGAGCAGCGCCGCGAGCGUAAACACCUUGAUAUUCUUGAGCGGAAGGGCUUGGUCAAACCCCCAGACACUGACACCUACGUCUGCAAUGUAUGUGGCCGCAAGUGUAAGACCAAUUUGGACCUUAAGAAACACUUCAAGCAGCUCCACGAGCGCGAACGCCAAAAGAAGCUGAAUCGAAUGCGAUCGCUUAAGGGCAAGAAACGACAGCGUUUCAAGGAGCGGUUCAUAGCCGGGAACCACAAGUACAACGAGGCGGCGAGGUCUUUGCUUACUCCCAAGGUUGGGUACGGCUUGGCGUCGGAGCUUAGGCGUGCUGGGAUAUUUGUUAAGACCGUGGAGGAUAAGCCCCAAGCGGCGGAUUGGGCUUUGAAGAGGCAAAUGCAGCAUUCUAUGAGCCGAGGGAUUGACUGGUUGUUUUUGGUCUCGGACGAUUCUGAUUUUUCAGAGAUGUUGAGAAAGGCUAGGGAUGCGAAUUUGGGGACUGUGGUGGUCGGGGAUUGGGAUAGGGCCUUGGGGAGGCAUGCUGAUGUGUGGGUGCCUUGGACUGGGGUUGAGAAUGGGGAGAUUUCAGAGAAGAAUUUGGUUCCCAGGAGUCGGAGAAGCAGUGAGCUUUUUGAUACUGAUGAUAAUGGGUUGUUCUCAGCUGGGGAUUUUGAUCAAGAUUUGGAGAUUGACAGUCGUCUGGAUAAGGUUGUGGAUGAACUUGUGGUAUCGAGUUCUGAAUUUAAUGGUGUGAGAAUUUCAGCAUUUUCUGAAGGGGAAGAGGAAAAUGAUGAUUGGAUUGCAGAGGAAACGGGUGAGGACUAUAUGUUGGGGGAUACCGAUGAUGAUGAAGAUUCAGAAGAUGAAGAUGGGAUUUUUUGAUAUGGAAAUUUGAAGCUACAUUUGGUCAUUUCAAGGAUCACAUUGAACAAAAUCUUUUCUCUUUGGGCCUUAGUAUAUAAUUCAUUAUUCAUUUUCAAGUGUUUUCAACUGUGGCACUACUUUCUACUAAUAGGAUGAACAGUUACGUUUGAAGAGAGUUCAAAAGAUUAUGUAAAUGAAAUAGAAGUAGCUACUCCAAUAACUUAAGGCAUUGAUGUUGAAGAUGACAUUGUCUGUCUUCAGGAUGUACAGUACUUGAUUGUUUGCAAAGUCUAAAGAAUGUUCUUCACCAGUUUGUCUUCCAGAUCAUCUACAUUAAAAGGCUGCAGUUCUAGUCUUCUAGUGCCUGGGGGUGUAUAACUGUGCUUACAUAGAUUCUGGAUAUAAUUUUGCUGUCAAUUCAUACAGAUUGAUUAUUACAGACACUAGACAGAGAAGUUGUAGACUUGAUAUUGCUACCUUAAUAGGAUUUGUCACCUUAGGACUGAGUUCCUAUGAUUAAAGAUAUAUUCAUGUGCAAUUUUCCCC
Messenger RNA from Cannabis sativa, 1876 nucleotides. RefSeq lists its product as uncharacterized. The coding region runs from base 98 to 1348 and encodes 416 amino acids. The record is from RefSeq and is a predicted model, not a curated record. Lineage: Eukaryota; Viridiplantae; Streptophyta; Magnoliopsida; Rosales; Cannabaceae. The transcript has 2 exons.